This is a messenger RNA of Echinostoma caproni, 705 nucleotides long. NCBI's taxonomy places the organism in Eukaryota, Metazoa, Platyhelminthes, Trematoda, Plagiorchiida, Echinostomatidae. The record is from the annotation of a GenBank genome assembly.
CUGAUCACCGAACUAAGAACAGUGUCACCCGCUCGUUCUGGAGAUGGAAGAGCACCGUUCUCACCGCAGGCCAUACCCCGUUCCUUCGUGCGACCCGGGCCUCCGAUAACCCCUGGUUGUGCUUACGUUAGCCCGUCACGACUUUUCCGUCGGUUCUUCGAAGCGAUCGCGUCUGGUCUGCUGCUACAACUGAAAUCGUCAGAGAUGCCUCAAGCAGAUGAGCAAUCGAUUAAAGAUGAUGGAGAUUUCGCUUGUUCACUUCUAGCCAGUACUUCACUAGAACUACGUGAACAAGUCACUGUUUUAGCGCAACUAGCACUACGCCAGAUCGCCUUUCGUCAGUUGUAUAAGGUAUUGCGCAUUGAACCAACUGCCGCACAGUACAGUUAUCGCCGUCGUAUCUCUCCGGACGAUGAUGAUUCGUCUAAAGUAGAGCAGUCCGUUAAUCCCGAGGAGUACGACGAAGACGAUGUUGCUGGAAUAAUGCAAUCUGAAGAAAUGAUUCAACAAUCACUAGAGUCAGACAAUUUGAGCGCACCUCCUAAACGACCAUGCAUUGAUCAGGACAAAUCGAGCACAGCGGAUUCGUCGAUCACUGCCCAGACUAAAACCAACACCCCGACUGGUCCGAGUACGAUCACCUCUUCCAAUGGUGUAGCUACUCGAUCGUCCAGUCGUCCGGGUACGGGGACAAAAAAGAAUUGA